AGCAUUUAAAACAAUUUUUCUAAAUUUGAAUGGGAAGAAAAGCCCACAAUACAAUCGUAUGUAAACGCCGAAUGCUGGUAAACAGCGCCCUCUGCUGUUACCCUGACUGCCCUACACGUGAAGUGCUAGUCGCCGCUUCCGCCAUUUCAAACGCAACAUCCGGUUGUGCAGCAGCCAUUUUGUCUGUUCAGGCAAGUCCACCCCACACGGUCAAGAACUGACGUUCCCCCUUGGAAAACAUUUCAGAAAUAUCACACUCGAUACUUUUCCGUGUCAUCUAUGGAAGUGGGAACGGGCUGAAAAAAUACCUUGUUGAAUUCUACGCUCGAGAAUAGCUCUCACUGGCUGAUGUGUCUCGUUUCCGUUGAGUGAGCUUCAUUAAUCGGGGUUAUGUCGAGCGAGGAGAGUUACUUAGCCAUUCAGCGCUACCUGACGGAUGAACGUGAGCCUUACGCACCGGGCACGCACGGCAACACCAAGAGAAAGAUCCGGAAAGCAGCUGCUUGUUACAUAGUGCGAAAUGGGAUUCUUUAUUAUCAGAGGCGGCAGAAAGGCCUGGAUGAAUUCACGGAGCUUGAAGUGGUGCUGCAGGCCGAGAGACGGAAGGAACUCAUCACGGAGGCGCACAUCACGUCCGGAGGGGAACACCUCAACCAGCAGCAAACAUGGGAAAUCAUCUCCCAGAAAUACUGGUGGAGAGGUGUGCUGAAGCAGGUGAAGGAUUGCAUCAGAGAGUGCAGUCACUGCCAAAGCAAGCAGGAGAAGAUGAGAGGCAAUGCUGAAGAGGCCACAAAACAAGCAGCUGUCCGGCAAGCAAGACGAAAGACCUCCGCCUGUGCCAGUGAGGAAGAGGACGAUGAGGCACAUGAUGAUUUGGAUCUGGAGCAGUCCAGUGCACCUGAUAAACACGAAUUGGUGUUUGUGGACAGUAAGGGAAUUGUCAAGCAGUUCUUACCGAAGCAUGGGCAGACGAUGCUGGACAAGUUGAACCAGCAGCGACUGAAUAAUGAGUUCUGUGAUAUCACGCUGCUCAUUGAGGGUGAGGAGUAUCGCACACAUAAAGCUGUCCUGGCCUCCUGCAGCGAUUAUUUCUACGAGCUCUUUGUGGAAAAGGGUGCUAUGUCCAGUCAUGAAGCUGUCGUUGACCUCUCUG
This is a messenger RNA of Sinocyclocheilus grahami, 1153 nucleotides long. RefSeq names its product zinc finger and BTB domain-containing protein 11-like. The record is from RefSeq and is a predicted model, not a curated record. The transcript has 3 exons. Gene Ontology annotation, biological process: regulation of transcription by RNA polymerase II. Gene Ontology annotation, molecular function: protein binding; RNA polymerase II cis-regulatory region sequence-specific DNA binding; DNA-binding transcription factor activity, RNA polymerase II-specific. The annotation marks the transcript as partial. Lineage: Eukaryota; Metazoa; Chordata; Actinopteri; Cypriniformes; Cyprinidae.